Messenger RNA from Syngnathus acus (greater pipefish), 2160 nucleotides. RefSeq names its product interleukin-1 receptor-associated kinase 3 (gene irak3). NCBI's taxonomy places the organism in Eukaryota, Metazoa, Chordata, Actinopteri, Syngnathiformes, Syngnathidae. The record is from RefSeq and is a predicted model, not a curated record. The coding region runs from base 126 to 1727 and encodes 533 amino acids. The transcript has 12 exons. Gene Ontology annotation, molecular function: ATP binding; protein kinase activity; protein binding. Gene Ontology annotation, cellular component: plasma membrane. Gene Ontology annotation, biological process: protein phosphorylation; signal transduction.
ACCGGAAAUAUUCUAAAACGUACCCGGAGAAUGACUCCACCACUAAGGGGAGUUUCCACACUUUCACCAUACGCGAAAUUUCAAUCUUUGACAUUUGUGACUGUUAUCAGCUCAGACGGUUUAAUAUGGACCCAAACACGUUUCUCUACAAUGUCCCUCCGUUCCUCAUUGAAAGAUUUUGUGAGAUUAUGGACACCGGAUGUAAUCGCUACGGAUGGCGCGAACUAGCCGCCCGUAUCCUCCCGAGCUUCACAGAGGUCCGCAAGUACGAGCGCGUGGAGCAAGGUGGUCGCAGUCCCACCAAGGAGCUUCUGUGGUCCUGGGCUCAGCGAAACGCGCAAGUGCAGGACUUGCUGAAAGUCCUGCAGGACAUGGGCCACUCUAGGGCCAUAAAACACUUUCAGGACCACUUUUAUGAAGUCAAAGAUGUUGCAUCCCAGCCGCCUCCACCUAGAUUACACAUCAAUCAAAUAAUAUGCGCAGAUGUGUUUUCUCCAGGGGAACCUCAGCCACAAAUCAGUUUGAGGAAAAUCUUAGAGGCAACUCGAGAUUUUAACCACGAAAUGAGAAUUUCGGAAGGCUGCUUCGCUGAUAUUUACUUGGCACAGAUGGGAGGCAGAACAUUCGCCGUGAAACUUUUCAAAAAGGUCAAUAACAUAUCCUGGAAGAAUCUGUGGGACAUUUUCCAAAAAGAUAUGGAACUCCAUCAGUUGCGGAGACAUCCAAACAUUCUCGAGUUGUCGGGCUGCUUUUCUGACGAAAGGCGCUACUGUCUGGUUUCCCCUUACAUGCCGAAAGGAUCGCUCUUCCACAGACUCCAUCGUCAGAACGGUGGAUUGCCUUUGUCUUGGCAAGAACGUUUCACCAUCAUAAAUAAAAUCGCCAAGGCUUUACAUUAUCUCCAUGAGUCCCAACCAUGCGCAGUCAUCUGUGGGAAUCUUUCCAGUUCUAAUAUACUCCUGGAUGACGACACGCAACCCAAGCUGUCCGAUUUCUGCCUGGCCCAACUUCGUCCUCAUUCGGUCAAACGUAAUCAUACCAUCACCCUGGAUGCAGGUUCCCACGGCAACCCGGAGUACCUCCCCGAGGAGUACCUCCGAAAUGGCAAACUCUCAACCAGUUUGGAUAUUUUCAGCUUCGGAAUGGUCGUCAUGGAAACGAUGACAGGACGUAAAGUCGUAGAGGAGCUGCCGAAACGUGCGCAGCUGCGGGAUUUGCUCACCGAAGUGGAGGACAGCGGCAGCGUAGACUCUUGUCUGCAGUUUUUGGAUACGUCAGCCGGUCAAUGGCCAACGUCUUUGGCGCGUAGUCUUCUGGAUCUUUCUUUGCGAUGUGUCUCGAGUCAACACCACUGCAGACCCAGCAUGGAGAACGUCUUGAGUCAGCUGCUGCCACCUCCCAGCUUCUCCUCUUUGGACUGCCCUCACAGCCUGGACGAUGGCGCCGCUAUUCACAUCCAGCACAGCCCGUCACCUAGCAUCCCCGUGGAACACGAUGAACAGCGCAGCCUCCCUGGUUCUCCGGCGCAGGCACAACCCUGCGAAUGCAGCCAAUCAGAGGUGACAUAUAUAAAUGUGACUGAGACUGUGGAAACCAAAGGAGAAGGAAACCCGUCGUACAAAAGCUGGCCGGUACAGUGCAGCUGCCAAGCUGAGACUGGAGGUCUUUCCUGUGAGGACUGCAGGGCUAAUGGUUUUAGCAACACUAGCCAGGAUUUGACUGAGUAAUUGGACAUUUAUUUUUUUAUGAUUUAUGUUGAGUCCUUAACCUUUCUGUCAUACACAUAUACACAUUUUAGAUUUAUUUAAGCUAUUUUUGUUGUAGUAUUUAAUUUUAUGUUCCUCGUAUCUUCAAAUAGGGGCCUUGGUUAUUCACUGAUACGUGAACAAAUAAAUGUCUCGCCCCUUUGAGUGCCUUCUGCUGAGCAAAUACCAGCCAAUGUUUGAGAUAAGCUGAUAUGGUGACCAGACCCCUUUUAUAAAAUUUCUUGGAAAUGUGUUAUAUUUUGGAUAUGCAAAAUGUACGUUUAUGACUGUAAUACUCAUUAACACUAUGUAUAAAACCAAAGCUGAUAUAGUAUGACUACAUUAUGUCAUGAUAUUGGAAUAUUUUAUAGUUUAAAAUUAUUGUGAUAAUAAAAAAUUAUAUUUGUCAGUUGUC